AAUGAAUAACAAUACAAAAUAAUACAGUAAAUAGGCUCGUUUCCCCUCCGUGACAGCCAAGACCAAGCCCGAGACCAAGGAGGAGGAUCAACAAAGCCCAGGACUGACCAUGGCCACGCUGGACGACCGCCUGCUGGGGGAGAAGCUCCACUACUACUGCAGCAGCUCCGAGGACGAGGAUGAAGAGGAGGAGGAGGAGGAGGAGGGGGAGGGGGCAGCAAGAGGAGGGGCUAGGGAUGAGGUCAUGCCCCCUCCUCCCCCAAACCAGAGUUGGGAAGGAUCCUCAACCAAUACGGGUCCCAAGGGCGUGCUGAAGGACUGGCAGCGGUUCAAGCAGCUGGAGGCGGAGCAGCGCGUGGAGCAGGAGAGGGAGCGCAUCCUGCUCACCAAGAAGCUCGCCAUGACCUGCCGAUCCAAUCUGGACGACGAGAAGGACAAGGCGGAGCAGAAGAAGAAGGAGGAGGAGGAGGACGAGGAGGCGCUGCUUGACGAGGCGUUCCUGCGGCAGUACAUCUCGCGGCGGAUGGAGGAGAUGGUGGCGCGCACGACCAAGAGAUUCACCUUCGGCCGCCUGGUGCACCUGGAGAGCCGCGAGGCCUUCCUGGACGCCAUUGACAAGGAGGACAAGGAGGUGACCGUCAUCAUCCACAUCUUUGAGAAGGGUGUGCCCGGGUGCACAGCCAUGACGGGGUGUCUGGGGUGCCUGGCGCAGGACUACCCUCACGUCAAGUUCUGCACCAUGCCGGCCAGCGUGGCGGGCGUCAGCGCCAACUUUAAGGCUGGUGGCUGCCCGGCCCUCCUGGUGUACAAGGCUGGCCAGCUGGUGGGGAACUUUGUGCGCCUCACCGAUGAGUUCUCCGACGACUUCUACGCCACCGAUGUCGAGUCCUUCCUGGUGGAGCACGGCAUCCUGGUGGACCGCUCCCUUGUUCCGCCGGGCAUCCGUGGGCCGGCGGAUGACAACAGCGACGACGAGGAUGGUGGCGGCAGUGACUUCAGCCUCGACAACUAAAUGUUUGUGCCGUCGCGAGGCUUUCAUGGUGGUGUUGAUUUCUCUCUUUUUGUUCCUCUUGUUCUGUUAUGUUGAUUGGCUUAGUCCUCUCCCUUCUCCUGGGGUUGAGUUCCCUUUGAUUCUGUUUAGUUAUGAUUUUAUUUUUUGUUACAUUCGUUUGUUAUGUUGCUUUUCCUCCUCCUCCUCCUCCUCCUCCUCUUGGAUUUGAUAUCUUCUCUUUUUUUUGUUCCUCUUAUCUGUAAUGUUCGUUUUUCUCCUCUUAGGUUUAAUUUCCUCUUGUUCCUAUUAUUUCAGUACUUUUUUCUUGUUCUUCUUCAGUAAUUUUAGUUGUUCUUUUCUUCCUUUUCCUUAUGGUUUUGAUUUCAUGUUCCUUCUUGUUUCUCUUCCUUCUCUUUUUCGUCUCUUAAAGUUCUCAAUCUGAAUGUUCCUGUACUUUUUUUAUUCUCCCAUGUCCUCUUCAUCUUCCUCCUCCUCCUUUAAUCUUUUGUCACUUCUAUUUCUAUCACCUAACCUAACCUAACCUAACCUAACCUUCAUCAGCCCUUAAUCUGCUCUGAACUGCCCUGUAACUGUCUCUCUCACUCUUCUUCUGAUGUCAUUCUCUCUAUUUCUAUCAUUCUUUUUCUCAUUUCAUUCUCUCUGUAUCUCUGUCAUCCCUUUUCUCAUGUCAUUCUCUCUCUCUAUCCCUCUUUUCUCUUGUCAUCAGCAUCAUCAUCAUCAUCAUCAAGGUACGGGGCAUUAGUAGCACCCCAGCGGGACCCAUUGAACUUGCGUAUAUGUCUUCUUUCAACUUGUAUUGCAGUGCUUUAAGUCUGAACCAUCCUCUGGUUAGUGCGGAAGAAGUGUGUGUGUGUGUGUGUGUGUGUGUGUGUGUGUGUGUGUGUGUGGUCAUGACUCUCAAUACAUUCUUUUCAUUUGUAUUAUGAUUAUUUUGAGUCUUGUUUCUCAUCUCAGUUUCUGUAUCUCAAGGGGAGGCUGCAAGGCUUUGAAUCGCAAUCAUUUGUAUACUCCCUUAUAAUCACAGGUCUUUCUAUAUUGAGGAGUUGUAAAGUAUUGGUGACUAACAGCCUGCAGGAUGGGCCAUUGUGUACAGGAUGGACCCUUGUCAGUGAGUCCCCAGUGGUGUUUUGUGGGACCGGGAUUCAGAAACCAUGUCGGGUGUGCAAGAUUUGGCAGACUUAACCUGGUAGCAGCGGGGAUGAUGUUUCUUAUUGGUCCCUCUAAGCGAGAAAAAUGAGAAAAAAUCACUACUCACACACAAACCAUUUCAUAAUAUAUAUCAAAGCAUUUGUGAUCAGUUUAUGUAUCAUCUAUUUUUGGGGGGUUUAUAUCGUGGCACAAAUUUGACCCGUCGCUGCUGCACGGUAAAGCCACAAAUUUGGCCCGUCGCUUCUACACGGUAAAGCCACAAAUUUGGCCCGUCGCUGCUACCAGGUUAAGGGUUGUAUUCUCAAACUCUUCAGUGCCCUAGGUCCCAUAUUUGACAAGACUUUUGUAGUUGUGGGGCAUUUCCAGGGGUGGUUUUAUGACUCUGGUGGUAGCUUGGCCCUUCCUCUGUGCCAUGAACCUAAAAAAACACUCAUUAGGGCCUGAUUGAUCUCCUUUUUGGACUUUGGAAAUACAGUGGUCCCUCAAAUAGUACAGUUUCCAAUAGUUCAGUUUCAGUUUUAUAUGGGUUGUCAUGGAAGAUCUUUUAAGGAUUUUUGAAUUUCCUGCUCAUUGGGAAAUUCGAAAAUCCUAAAAAAAUCUUCUAUGAAAAUCCACAUAAAACUGAAACCAAACUAUUGGAAACCAUACUAUUUGAGGGAUGACUGUGGUUGAUGUGAGGCGCUGAAGUGUCUGAGAAUACCAACCUAAAUGUCAUGUCAGUUGUCACCUCUCAUUGGUUUUCACAAUUUACAAGGUCCAUAUCGUCACCUUCGUAAACAGACCGCCUGAGUCUUUAUUUUCUACUUCACAGGAAAUCAGAAAAGACCAUCAUCAUCUCGUUUGACUUAAGAUUUAGGCAGAAAUGAAAAGGUCAAUUCUAGAACACUCAAGCCCUGAAUGAUGAAGGCACAUAAUGAAAAAUUGAUGUAAACAAAAACCUGGAAAUCUCUGAAAAAUAACUUAGGCGAUUAUUUUACGAGGGUGACGAUAUAUUGCAUAAUUUUCAAGUCAUGUUGGAUUAAGCAAAUUUUAAGUAGCAUUUACAUUUAGAUUAACAUUCACUUAAGGUUCUGGUAACACACACUCGUAGCCUCAGUGUUGCCAGCAGGUGCUCUGAGGCGAGUGUUGUGACGGUGGAACAUUUUGGUUGACCGGUUGAAAGACGGUAACGUUUCCUCUUGUUCCACUGGUGUGUUCACAUGACAUGGAAAAUCCUUCUCAAGUUUCCAUUUGCUAUAAUUUUAAUCUCUAAUGAAUUAUAGUCGCAGCACACUAAGUUGGUCCAUAAGCCCGGCCCCCUCCCUCCAUGGUAAUGACUCCAAGCUCUUUUCAUCCAACCAAUCAGCUCCUUUAGCUUUGGAAGAGGGGGCAGGGCAUCUGGACCAGCUAAAUGUGUGGGGACUAUAUCUGUAGCGUAGUGUGGGGUUGGUAGGAGGUUGUUGUGGUGCCAAGUUGGGAGUUAGGGCCGUAUUACAAGUCCAAUACAAGAAGUUUCAGGUCCCGACAAAGCUAUUCAUCCCGAACUCUGUAGGGACCCAAAACUUCUUGAAUUCGACUUGCAAUACAGCCCUUACUCUCACUCAAACAAGUCAAUCAGUAUUUUCCCAUCAGCAGGACUCCUAAAAUUUGUGUUUUGUCCAUUUCCCUCCCGGACACAAACAUCACAAAUAGAUCUGUCAAGGAACUUAGUGUUUUGCAAUCAUCUGUUGGUCACUCACUCCUCCCCAAAGGUUAGACUUCCAAGUGUUGUUGUCGAGUGUAAGCGUUAGAGCCAUUUUUCCAUCUGGCAGAGGCUCUCUUCUGGCAGCCCUUGUUCUCUUUCUGUCAUAACAAUGGGAACUGUUUAAGAAGUUGAUAUUGCAGUGCUGAAUGAGUUAAUCAGUGUAAUUUGUUGCAGUGAGUGACCUUUCUUUCUCAUAAACCAGUGCCUUUUCAUGUUCUUGUCUGGUUUUAUUUGUGAGAAAUUUGAAACUGUGUCAGAAAUUCAUCAUUAUUCUCAGGCUUUAUAUGAAGGAGAAUCCCCGUUGAACACUGUCCCUUCACCGACCGAGUCUCAAAGUUAGAGGGCUUGCUUGUAAGAGAUUCUCUGACAGGCGGGACAAAACUGAUUCUUAGAUUGUACACGUCACUUGUAACAACUAACCUCUAGUCAAGGGCUUUUGUAGCUGAAUUUUGAAUAAAAGUAAGACAUCUUA
Molecule: messenger RNA, 4356 nt
Organism: Eriocheir sinensis (Chinese mitten crab)
Lineage: Eukaryota; Metazoa; Arthropoda; Malacostraca; Decapoda; Varunidae
Product: phosducin-like protein
Exons: 8
Coding region: 110-1012 (300 amino acids)
Biological process (GO): regulation of G protein-coupled receptor signaling pathway
Source: RefSeq, a predicted model, not a curated record